This is a messenger RNA of Nyctereutes procyonoides (raccoon dog), 2353 nucleotides long. It is a transcript of the gene ZBTB45, whose product is annotated as zinc finger and BTB domain containing 45. The record is from RefSeq and is a predicted model, not a curated record. Gene Ontology annotation, biological process: regulation of cytokine production; negative regulation of transcription by RNA polymerase II; regulation of immune system process. The transcript is spliced from 4 exons. Gene Ontology annotation, molecular function: protein binding. Lineage: Eukaryota; Metazoa; Chordata; Mammalia; Carnivora; Canidae. Bases 190 to 1731 code for a protein of 513 amino acids.
CGCAGCCCGAAAGUGCGGCCUUGUCGGUGGCGAGCGAGAGAAGACCACGUCCCGGCCUGGUGCCUGAGGAGGAGCCGGAGGGAAUAGACUGGGAGGCGGGGGAACACGAGGAGAUGACUCCGUCAGCCUCGGCCAGCGCUCCCAGCGGUACCGGGGCAGUGGAGGUGUGCCAAGUGAUCUGAGGUGCAGAUGGCGGCAGCAGAGGCGGUGCACCACAUACACCUGCAGAAUUUCUCCCGCUCGCUGCUCGAGACCCUCAACGGGCAGCGGUUGGGCGGUCACUUCUGCGACGUGACUGUGAGGAUCCGUGAGGCUUCACUGCGUGCACACCGCUGUGUGUUGGCUGCUGGCUCGCCUUUCUUCCAGGACAAGCUGCUUCUCGGCCACUCCGAGAUCCGCGUGCCACCGGUGGUGCCGGCGCAGACAGUGCGCCAGCUUGUCGAGUUCCUCUACAGCGGCUCACUUGUGGUGGCACAGGGCGAAGCACUGCAGGUGCUCACGGCCGCGUCGGUGCUGCGCAUCCAGACGGUCAUAGACGAGUGCACACAGAUCAUUGCCCGCGCCCGUGCCCCGGUCCCGGGGGCGCCUGCACCCCUGCCCACGCCCGUGCCCCCACCUCUUGCACCUGCGCAGCUACGACAUCGCCUGCGCCACCUGCUUGCCGCGCGCCCUCCAGGCCACACCGGUGCCGCGCAUAGCCGCAAGCAGCGCCAGCCGGCACGCCUGCAGCUGCCGGCGCCCACUGCGCCCACCAAGACAGAGGGGUCAGAUGUCGACCCCUCCCUACCGGCACCCCCAGAUGAUGGCGGUGAUGGCGACGAGGAGACCGAUGAUGAAACCGACGGCGAGGACGGCGAAGGCGGCGGCCCGGGAGAGGGCCAGGCACCCCCUGCCUUCCCCGACUGCGCCGCCGCCGGCUUCCUCACCGCUGCCCCUGCCAGCGCCUGCGAGGAGCCGCCUGCACCUGCCGGCCUCUCUGACUACGGCGGCGGCCCUGGGAGGGAUUUCCUUAGGGGGGCUUCGGCGGCGGAAGACGUAUUCCCGGAGAGCUACGUCCCCGCUUGGCAAGAUGAGGAUGGCACUGCCGCGGAAGCCUGUGCCACAGAGAACCCGGCUCCUCCUGACUGUGUCCUCUCUGGAUCCCGUGCCCCGGGCGUGAAGACCCCGGGGCCCCCAGUCUCGCUUUUCCCAUUUCAUCUGGGUGCUCCUGGGCCGCCUGCGCAACCUCCUCCCGCGCCCUCGGGGCCUGCUCCUGCCCUCCCCUCAGCCUUCUACCCGGCACUCCAGCCCGAUGCGGCCCCCAGCGCACCUCCCGGGGAGGCUCCAGCCCCUCCCGCUGCUCCCGCUACGACCCCCUCGGCCACCCCUGCCCGACCCCCAGGUACGGCCGAGCCGCCUGCCUAUGAGUGCAGUCACUGCCGCAAGACGUUCAGCUCGCGGAAAAACUACACCAAGCACAUGUUCAUCCACUCUGGGGAGAAGCCCCACCAAUGCGCCGUGUGCUGGCGAUCUUUCUCACUGCGCGACUACCUGUUGAAGCAUAUGGUCACGCACACAGGCGUGCGCGCCUUCCAGUGCGCUGUCUGCGCCAAGCGCUUCACGCAGAAGAGCUCUCUCAACGUGCACAUGCGCACGCACCGGCCUGAGCGUGCGCCCUGUCCCGCCUGCGGCAAAGUCUUCUCACACCGCGCGCUGCUCGAGCGCCACCUGGCCGCGCACCCUGCGCCUUGAUCCAGGUCUGGGCCUGGCUACACCCACCGCAGAAUUGACCACGCCCCCGCGCUGUAGGCCACCCUCUUCUGUGUUAGGGGACCUCCCAUGGAACUAGCCCACAACCACUGCGGGACCGGUAACAUCCCUGCCGAGCCGGCUCAUACCUGCCUAGACGCCUUGACCACAUUCCCAUCACCAAGCCCUGCUUUCCUCGAAGCGCAGGCCUUCCCUCUGCUUCCACUCUUUUCUUCAGACCUGACCAGGGGUCCAUCCCUUCAUACUCCUCUCCUUCCUCAUGGUUAGACCCUCCUGAUGGUGGCAGCCUGGGGCUAGGGUUGGUCAGGGACCCGACCACCCCUGAGAACUGGAUCAUCACCAACCUAAACUCAGACUGGCUGCUCAGACCCUUGGGCCAGGCCCAAGAUUUGUGGCUCUGACUCCUUGUGUGAGUGGGUGGAUUCUGUAGCUGCUCCUCUGCCCCAUGCCAAGCCGGGCAUGAUCCCUGGCUCCCCACCCUGAACUACCCCUCCCUCAAUCUGGCAUCUAGGGGGCUCAGGUGGGCCCAUCAUGGACUGGGACAGGGCCUUGGGACUCCCACUCUCUAAUAAAGUACUGUGGGCCAUGGGUUCCAAACCCAGAA